AUGGCAUCUUCUGAAGCAAAUUCCGCAACGCCGUUGAACUCCAUUUCAUUAAAUGUCCAAAGACAAUCCAAUAUUCAGGAUAAGUCGACUAAUCACCACAACAUGGCUAAUAGCAUCGUGAAACAUGUGAAGAUAACCAUCAACAAUCACGAUGUCUUGCCAGGGGAGGAGGACGAUGACGACGAUAACAAAGAUGAGGAAGGGUCCACCGAAGUUACGAAGGUUGAGAAAAAUGAAAGCAGGUCUAUAUCAUCUCAGUCGACAAGUUCUUCUGGCACCGAUGGAACGGAUAUCGUUAAGCUUGGGAGAUCUAAAGAUUCGCCCACAUUGACCAGCAAGAAGCUAGUAGCACUAUUUAUUGGUGAUUUGGACGAAAAAGUAACCGAGAAGAAUUUAAGAGAUACUUUUAACAAGUUCGAUUCCUUCGUGUCAGCCAAGAUAUGCAUCGACUCCAAUACCAAAAAGUCACUAGGAUAUGGUUACCUAAAUUUUUCCAAUGAAGAGGAUGCGGAGCGUGUCAUCGAGGAGUUUAAUUACAUUCCUAUUUUUGGUAGGGAGGUGAGGAUAAUGCCCUCACUCCGCAACUCCUUCUACCGCAAGAAUAUUGGAACAAAUGUUUUCUUUUCCAAUUUACCCUUGGAGAACUUGGCAUUGACCACCAGAGUAUUUUACGAUGCAUUCAAGAAAUUUGGGAAGAUCUUAUCCUGUAAAUUGGACAGAAGAAAGAACAUCGGGUUUGUGUACUUCGAGAAGGAUUCUGCCGCCAAGCAAGCGAUUGCAGAGUACAACGGUAAAGAGUUUUUCGGCAACAAUAUCCUAUGUGGCAUCCAUUUUGACAGGAACGUGCGCAAGUCCCCAGAGUUCGAAAAAAGGAAAGCAAGGUUGGAGGACAUGACUCUUGUAAAAGAGAGUCUAGUCAUGGACAACAACCAAGAGAUUCCAUCUGGUUCAAAGAUGAAGGGCCCUCAUCCCAACGCAGUCUUCAUCAAAAAUUUGCCCCUAAAUCCGGACUCUGACUUAUUGUUAGAUUACUUUUCGCAAAUUGGGCCCGUUAAAUCUAUUUUCACGUCAAAUGUAUCAAAAUUGAAUUCUGCAUGGGCAUUUAUAACUUUCAAGAAGGGUAGUGAUGCACAGGAUGCUAUCGACAACUUGAACCACAGCCAGCUAUUAGGGAGAACAAUUGAGCUCUCAAGGGCUCAGAAAAACUUUCAAACUGAUAUCGAUGCGGCCAACGCUGGCGCGGGAAACAACUCCAGUACCACCAGAUCCAACGACUCUGACCCCUGUUCGACACAACAUAGCUCUUCGUACAAGCUUACAGUGUACUUGAGCAGCUUGAGCUCCAUCUGCAGCGAGCAAUUUUUACAAUGUUUCUGCGCGGAGGAACGCAUCAAGACCAAGAGGAUCUCAAUUCGCUUUUAUGAUGAGGCGACGCUGACGUUUUCGGGUUUCGUGCAAUGUCAAACAAGAAAUGACGCCAACAGGCUCUUUGAAUUAUUAAACAACAAAUUGCUAGGAGACUCCACCGUCAAAGCCUCAUGGAAACCUUCGAAAGAAGCUAAGCCUAUCAAUACCGCCGUUGCAACAGUUCCGCUCACACCCCACUUGAAGUUACAGCAACACAACCACAAGAAACCCGCAACUUCAGUUAAUAUCCGUAGGGAACCAUACAUUUACCGGGCUCCUGCACCAGAGUACAGGGGAUACAAUCCUCUGAAGAACAAGAUGCUACAACAGCAAGUCCUAAUGGCUCCAUUGAACGUGAAGGCUGUUGCAAAGGAUCCCAAUGCAAAGGAAGCGCUAGCCGCCUUGAAGAAAGAAGUCAGAAGGUAUAUUGACUUCCUAAAGUUCCCACUAGCUACCAGAGAACAAAACUUAAGCAUCAUCAGCAAAUAUAUCCUCGAAGUCUUCUAUCAAAACCGGGUUGAAGCCAUUACUAGAGUCCUAUUGAUGAAACAGAACCAUAACUACUUCGAGAGGCAAUUCCAGGAACAGGUGGAAGAGUCGAUUGCUCAGCUCGGUUUAGAAGGAAGGUAG
This is a messenger RNA of Eremothecium gossypii ATCC 10895, 2037 nucleotides long. Its product is annotated as AEL016Cp. The transcript has a single exon. Bases 1 to 2037 code for a protein of 678 amino acids. The record is from RefSeq and is marked provisional. Gene Ontology annotation, molecular function: poly(U) RNA binding; mRNA 3'-UTR binding; poly(A) binding. Lineage: Eukaryota; Fungi; Ascomycota; Saccharomycetes; Saccharomycetales; Saccharomycetaceae. Gene Ontology annotation, cellular component: nucleus; cytosol; ribonucleoprotein complex.